GCUGUUGCGGAGCCUGAGAGCACUGCACGCGAUACCGCGGCUCGAUACGUCGUCGACGUGACUGCUGCGACGUGUUUUCGACGGCUACGACGAGCGGUGCUGUCCCAACGGCCGCGUGAGGCGUCUGCAAAGGCGAGGACUGCUCUUUGCUCUUGGCCAGCUGGAGCACGCACAAGCGCGCACGGCUGCGCAAACGCGAACGGCGCUGUGUGCACACGUUACACACAGAUCGAACGCCUCGCCGCAAGCACUGAAACGCAGUAACCGCGCGCGCACUCUGCUGCACACUCAGCAGCAGCACUCACAUCGAUAGUAGCGACCGCGCACGAUGCAUCGACCAGCCCUCGUCGUUGCGAUAAUACUACAAACGCGCGCCUUCCAGCGGCCACCACGCCAUGUUCAGAGCCUCGCGCCCGUCAGAGCCGCCGCCGCCGACGACGUGAACGCUCUCAUGACCCAAUUGAACGCCGCCGUGCAGCAGGAGGACUUCCGUAAAGCAGCAGAGUUGAAGAAGAAACUAGAAGCGAUCAACGGCGGUGCGACGACGAAGUCUGGAGAUUGGGCGUCGCGAGGCGCGCCCGGCUGGCUGCAAGCGCGACUGCAAGACCUAGGGAUGAGGUUCCCCACACCGGUGCAAGAAGCUGCGUUAGAUGCCGUCGACGGCUCGACAGAUGUCGUCGUCUCGGCACCCACAGGCAGCGGCAAGACGUUGGCCUUUCUCGCACCUCUCCUCGCGGUGCUCGACACGAAGCUCGCGGAACGGGAACGCACGCAGCUCGACGCGGGCAGCAAUCUCGGCUUGUUAACUCCACAAGCGGCGAUGGCGACCUUCAGUCCAGCCCUGUGGACGAGCGCGCAGAAUUUGGAAGGCUUCCGGCCGCCGCGGUUUGGGGAUCCUCGAGGAGCACCUUUGGCGUUGGUGUUGUGUCCGUCGCGCGCCUUAGCUCUUCAAUUGGGAACGGCGUGUUUUACGAUCGUAGUCGACCUGUGUGGAAAUCAACCAGUGGUGAGGAACCGGCAUCGCCACGCCAUCGAGCCGGCGUCGGAUCGAUGGCGUGGAGGUCGACGCGAAGAUUUCCACACAGGUCGGCGGGACCAAUAGGAACCAAGGCAGCUACUUCCCCGGCGACGCUUCCUCACUCUUCGCCUACAAGGGCCCGAAGGGCUGUCGGGUCGCGGCUCUCGCGUCGGACGCGGAUUUGGACAGAGCCGUCGCCGCGGCCAAGGAAAGGCGGAUCGUCGUGGAGAAGACCGAUGAUUUCGGGUACGACGACUAUGGGGGGACCUUUACGCCCUCGUCGACGUUACCUGAUGACUUGGCGGACUGCGACGUGCUGGUCGCCGACGCUGCUACGCUGCGAGACGCGUUGAAGGAGGCGCCGGACCUCAUGGACACGUCACAUAUCAAAUUAGUUUGUGUGGACGAGGCCGACGCUUGUGGUGAUGUCUCCGCAGAUAUCCUCGAGACGCUGGGCUUGGCAAAGGUGCCUCGUGUGUUAGUGGGCGCCACGUUAACCGACGCGAGUUCUUUACUGAGAAACGGCACGGCCACGAAGGCCACGGAGAGUGGCACUGAGCCCUUCUCCCUGACCCAGGAAAAGAUACGAACGCCCUCUUCCGUAAGACACGAGUUCCUCGACGUUCCCGAGUGGAAAAGGCCGCUCAUCUUGGCGCGGUGUCUGAGGCGGGAUUUGAGGGAGUGGGAGGAGUCCGGUCAAGGCCCGAGACCGAGGGCCGUGGUCUUCGCCGCCAACGAGACGUCGGCCGACGCGUUAGCAAGGCAGCUGAGAACGUCGCUAUGGGGCGCCCACGCCGUCGCCGCCCUCCUCCCGACGGAGGGCGGCUCCCCGACGGUCGCGGCCGGCAGCAUGGCGCGCGCGUCGGCGACGGACGAUUCGUUUGCAGAGGUCGCGGCACGAGACGGCGCGACCGUGCUCGUGACGGUGCCGUCCGCUGCGCGCGGUCUCGACUUCCCGAACGUCAGUCAUGUGUAUCGAGUUGGUGAUGUUACGGAGGGCGGUCCUGCGACGUACGCGCAUGUGGCGGGCCGGGCGGGCCGCGUCGGCCAGGCGUCCCGGGGGACAUGUACUUCCGUAGGGGAUGAUGCUGACUUCGACGCGCUGCGGGAGAUGUUGGACGCGUUCGACGGCGUCGACUUGGUGCGGGCGGAGCUGCCUCCAUCUAUAGCGGAUGAGCGGCCGGCCGGCGUCACGAAUUCGGCGUUCCUUGAGCGAGUCUUUCAGAAGGACGUGGAUGAUAGCUAAUUAGUGGUAGUUUU
Molecule: messenger RNA, 2278 nt
Organism: Pelagomonas calceolata
Lineage: Eukaryota; Pelagophyceae; Pelagomonadales; Pelagomonadaceae
Source: the annotation of a GenBank genome assembly